This is a messenger RNA of Adineta ricciae, 339 nucleotides long. The record is from the annotation of a GenBank genome assembly. Lineage: Eukaryota; Metazoa; Rotifera; Eurotatoria; Adinetida; Adinetidae.
AUGUAUACCACAACUACAGUCGCUUUCCGUAGACCCGGUCUUGGCCUUGGUGGUGGCAGACCAGCAAUAACCAUCUUGGUUCCCUGGACCCAGCAAUUCGGUCUUGCCUAUCAACAAUUUGUCAACAGUGGCUACGGAUCGUAUGGUGGUGGAUAUCCAGUUGGUGCACUUGGUGGACUUACUGGAUUAGGCAGUUAUGGCGCUGCUGUACCAGCAGUCGGAGGUUUCGGCACAGGUGUGCCAGUUGCUGGUGGUUAUGGCGCAGGUCUACCAGUUGCUGGCGGUUAUGGUCCACAAAUUCAAGGCUAUCCAAUUGGUUUCGGAGUAACAUCAUAUUAA